ACCGCUUGCAGCCUCUCCAAGCCAUAUCGUAGCAGGCUUCUCCUCUCUAGAGCCGAAAUAGUCGGCAUCUUUAGUGGAAAUCGUUCAUACAAGUAAAACCAGUAAACCGUCGUGCGCCGCCCCAGCAGCAUCUGGUUCCUUCCUAGCUAGCCGCCAGCUCAAGAACAGGCGGCAUAAUUAAAUUCGAUCGACGAGCCGACGCGUUCGAUCUUCUUAUUUUGGAUUCGAUUCCGUUUGCGUUUCCUCUCCCCCCUCCCUCUCCUUGCGGCUGCGCAAUUCCGCUGGAGGUGGUCCAUUUUUAGCGCGGUGCCGGCCCGUCCGAUCCGAGGCCGGGAGGUUAUUGUUGGGGGAAGGAACGAGAGCAGCGGCGGAGCGCACCGCCAAACCCGCGCCCCCGCGUCUGCCGCGCGGAUCGAGGAGGAUCGAUGGCCGGGAGCAUGCAGGCGGCGGAGGCGGCGGGCCGGAUCAGCGCGCUGCUGUCGCUGCUGGCGCUGCGCCGGAUCCUCGCCGUGCUCCAGCCCUUGCUCCUGCUACUGCUCCUGCCCUUCCGAUGGCGGGCGCGGCGGGGGGACGCGGUGGCGUCCGCCGUGGCCGACGCCGUGUCGUCGUCCUCUUCGGCCGUGGCGAGCGGCAAGAAGGGGAAGGCGGCGGUGACGCUGCGGGUGCCGGCGGGUUCGCCCAUGGCCUGCGCGCGGAGGCAGGCCCUGGCUCGGCGCGAGGCCGCCGUGCGGCGCGCGAGGGAGGCCGGCCGGGAGUACGAGCUCAUCCCCACCGCGCGCGGCGAGACGCUCUUCACGCAGACCUGGUGGCCACACGCCUCCUCCUCCUCCUCCUCCACGGUCAAGCCAAGGGCGCUCGUUGUGGUCAUGCACGGGUUGAACGAGCACAGUGGGAGGUAUGAUCAUUUGGCGAGGCGGUUGAACGCCAUGGAUGUCAAGGUUUAUGGCAUGGACUGGACCGGUCAUGGUGGAAGUGAUGGUCUACAUGGAUAUGUGCAAUCUCUUGAUCAUGCUGUCCAUGACUUGAAAAUGUUUCUGAAGAAAGUCUCGGCCGAGAACCCUGGUGUUCCAUGCUUCUGCUUUGGGCACUCAACUGGUGGCGGCAUCAUCCUGAAGGCUGUGCUUGAUCCGGAGGUAGAUGUUCUUGUUCGUGGCAUCAUCUUGACAUCGCCAGCUGUCCGUGUUCAACCUGCGCACCCCGUCGUAGCGGUCCUGGCUCCGGUGCUCGCCCUCGUAGCACCGAGGUACCAGUUCGCGGGCUCGCACAAGAAAGGCCCGCCGGUGUCGCGCGACAGGGAAGCCCUGAGGGUGAAGUACUCGGACCCGCUGGUGUUCACCGGCUCGAUCCGCGUGAGGACCGGAUACGAGAUCCUGCGGCUGACGUCGUUCCUGCAGCAGCAGCUGCGCAGGGUGACCGUGCCGCUGCUGGUGAUGCACGGCGCCGACGACAUGGUGACCGACCCGGACGGCUCGCGGCGGCUCCACCGGGAGGCCUCGUCGGUCGACAAGUCCAUCCGGCUCUACGAUGGGCUGCUCCACGACCUACUCAUCGAGCCCGAGAAGGAGCAGAUCAUGGGCGACAUCGUCGACUGGCUGCGCCCGAGGAUCUGACGAUCGGCAGAGGGGGUUUUGAGCUCGGUGAUGACGCGGUUUUGAUCGUGUGCCUGCGCAGCAGAGUGGAGGACGGCGGCGAGGGGAGGAUGAGCAUCCUCCUCUUGCCGGCGACUCCCGGCGGUGGCAAAGGCAAUGCGAGCGCGGGAAGCCGGGAAGCUUUUAGUAUUUACUGCUAACUACGUGUGGUCAAGUGCUUGGUGGAUGGAUGGAUGACGGGGUCGCGGCUGAAUUUUGCUCUGCUCUCCCAGUGUGUCCCGGCCGAGAUAUAUUUUUGUCCGUUUUAGGGGGAUCUUCAAGUGUUCGUUCCUGCCUGUCGCCCUGCGUGGUGCACAAUAAUGUACUCCGUACCAAUCUUUAUGGAACGGAGGGAUUACCAGCAGCAGACGCCUCGUCCCUGCCACUUUACGAGAGGGGACGUUUUCUGCGUCGCGAUUCAAAGUCAGAAUCUGCGGCAGAAUCGAUAUUUUCCCCCCUUCAGUUGCCUGCCUACUCUCUGAAGUCUCUCUGUCUUCCCUUCCUGCCGUGCAUUCUGUGCUUCAGGCUCUCAGCUUGCGAGCAUGGUCGUUGUCAGUCAUAAUUUAUUCUAUGCGCCGGUUUCCGUCGCAUCAGCCUUUUUAGUUU
This is a messenger RNA of Brachypodium distachyon (stiff brome), 2234 nucleotides long. RefSeq names its product monoacylglycerol lipase. Lineage: Eukaryota; Viridiplantae; Streptophyta; Magnoliopsida; Poales; Poaceae. The transcript has 7 exons. Gene Ontology annotation, cellular component: membrane. The record is from RefSeq and is a predicted model, not a curated record. Gene Ontology annotation, molecular function: lipase activity. The coding region runs from base 426 to 1610 and encodes 394 amino acids.